GUUUCAGAUAAGCGACAGAAUUCCUCGACUAGGUCACCAAGAUGAUAAGUUUUGUCCAAUGUCUCAUCCUGAUCCUUGUUCGGGUAUACCUCAUAACAAGUACACGUGCUGGCUCCUGUCCACUUCCUUCGCCAUGCGAGUGUGACAAAGAUUACAAAAUAGUGUACUGUCGGGAUAAAAACCUUACAUCUGUCCCUGCCGUUACUAACGCUGAUGGACUUUGGACAUUUUAUCUGGGUGCCAAUAAGAUCCGACAUAUUCCAUCACAAAGUUUCGCCGGAGUGACACUUCAGAUGUUGAUACUGGACAGUAAUGCAAUCUACAGCAUUGACGAUGACGCUUUCGCUGGGAGUGAAAAUAGUCUGAUUGUGCUUCACCUACAUUAUAAUAGAUUGACGGAAUUACCAACAGCUGUUGGUAGUUUGAAGAAACUUAUGGGUAUACAACUACAGGGAAACCCGAUGUCGGAUUUCAGAAAAGAAGUGCUGAAGAAUGUUUCAUCUUCCUUGCAGUUCAUAAGCAUGGGAUCAGAUGCAAUGAAUGAAUGGCCCGACAGCAUCAAAUAUCUACCCAAUUUGAUUUCAAUCGACUUAUAUGAUGUUACAUUUCCAACUAUUCCUGACAACGCAUUCCAACUCUUCAGGGAGAAUAUGUCUUUCCUCAGUUUUCAUAAUACAAGUUUGAAUACUUUACCAUCGUUCGAUGGUCUGAAUUCGUUAGGGGAUUUGGUUUUUCAGGGUAACAAAAACCUCACUGCAAAUGCCAUAUCAAACGCAGCAUCAAAUGGACUGCCAAAUUUAAUGCAUGCGACUUUCCAAGAUAACAACCUUGAAACACUUCCAGAUAUAUUCAGAAAAUCUUCAAAACUUGGUGCGCUGACAGUUUAUUCCGAACCGAUGGAGUACAUACGUGAUGAGGUAUUUCCACCCAAUAUUUUCGCGGGAUUCAUGUACCUGUUUCUCAAUAACACAAAACUUGAUCAUGUUCCUCCCUGUGUGUCAUCGCUAUCAAGCAUAACUCGGCUACAAAUUACCAACAGUCAAAUCACAGAAAUCUCAGGUGAAGACUUCGCUGGGAUGUCGAAACUAACAUCGUUGUAUCUCUCACGGAAUCCGAUUACUCAGGUUUCCAAAGACGCUUUUAUGGCCAUAAACCAACUAGGAGACAUUCGACUGGACAACACAAAUCUAACCACUAUACCGACGGCCAUCCAAAACAUAAAAUCCCUUCAAGAUGUUGACUUCUCCGAUUCUCCGAUACAAUGUACCUGCGAAAGCAUUGGCUGGAUUAAGCAUUGGAAAACAUAUCCGGAAAAUCUUGAUCUGUUUGGUGACUGUGCAAAUAUUAGAAUGAAUAUAAUGGCAUACGUUCAUAAAGAGGUUCCAAAAUGCCCUAACUAAGGGUUCAUAAUCCGCUACAUUCGAAUUCAGCUAUUUACUACACUGUGAGUUUAUAAUAAUCUAAAAGUGUGAAAAAGAAACAGAUCUACAUUAAACUGAACUUUUUAUUGAACAUGUCAUGCCGAGUCGGAAAACAUCCAAUAGAUACAUCACGAGUCCAUUCGCCAGUUGCACUGUACGUGAAUUGUCUGGUGGAAUCUCACGCUUUUCUGUCAAUCGUCUGAAAUGGUCAUUAAAUCUAACAAUUAGUUUUAACAGUGGUUAACGUAGUGUUGAUAUGUUCUUGUUUCAUAUUCCAAUGUUAUUCAUAAUGUUACUGCCCAUUUCUAAUCGGUUAUACUUAUGUUACCUGUUGCUUUUGUAUGUUUAAUACAGACAUUAAAUAAAUACAGUAUUA
This is a messenger RNA of Ostrea edulis (European flat oyster), 1797 nucleotides long. Its product is annotated as leucine-rich repeat-containing G-protein coupled receptor 4-like. Bases 42 to 1400 code for a protein of 452 amino acids. NCBI's taxonomy places the organism in Eukaryota, Metazoa, Mollusca, Bivalvia, Ostreida, Ostreidae. Gene Ontology annotation, molecular function: protein binding. The transcript is spliced from 2 exons. The record is from RefSeq and is a predicted model, not a curated record.